CAAUCGGAUUUCUAAAACCACCUCAUCGCCCCGCCAUCGACACCCUUUUUUUUUUUUCCUUUUUUCGCUUUUCAGAACUUCGACCAUCGCCGAAGGACUCGCCCGCCUAGAAUCCCUUCCGGCGACGACCACUUCUCAAGAUGGAUUCCGAAGACCCUCAAGAGCGGCCUGAGGAUGUCAGCAACAUCAUCAACGGCCUGGAGCGGUACAACCCCGAAGCUGUCGGCAACCUUGAGGACUACCUGCGCCACCAGUGCGAGAACCGAUACACCGACUCGAAUGCUAACCGGACGCUGCUGAAAUUGUACCAGUUGAACCCGGACCGGAUUAAGGACGAGGUUAUUACCAAUAUCCUAGUCAAAGCCCUGACCUGCUUUCCGUCACCACAAUUCUCACAGGCGCUACACCUCAUCCCUCCGUCAUUAGUGGCGCCGAACUCGCGGGCGGAACUACCGGAGGCGAUAGGGAAGCUGCGGGAGCUAGCCAUACAGUUGCAGGGUGCGCAAUACGCGCGGUUCUGGGCGACGCUCGACUCGGACGACCUGUACGCAGAUUUGACUACUGAUAUCGAGGGAUUCGAGGAGCUCAUCCGCGUCCGCAUCGCCACCCUCGUCAGCCACGCCUACCGCGAGAUCGACCUGCAUGUGCUUGAGCAGUGGCUUGGCCUCGAGGGCCAGGCCGCCCUGCGCUUCAUCACUGACACUGCCGGCUGGAAGGUCGAAGAGGCCGUCGUCAAAAUCCCUCGCAAUACCGAGAACGAGGCUAAGAAGUCGGAGGUCCGCGAGGAUGUCAACGUCGACAUGUUCUCCCGCGUCGUCCGCCGGGCCUGGGAGGAGACCAUAUGAAAUGGUCAGCUGAGAUGAUGCAGAGUGGCGGAGGUAGCCAUUACGUUAUGAUUAGGGACGGCCUGGUAAAACUUGCUAGCAUUGGGACAAGACGAAAUAAAAAUGUCUUUGGCGUUACGGAUGACGAUUCAACCAACAACCUUAGGGUGGGUAUUAAUAAGGGGGGAACGAAUUAUUUUUCCUGUUCUGAUCUGUCUCUAUGUACCUACGCGUAAAUUGGUACAUGUGAGACUACGAGAGUAGUAAAAAUCAAAUGAUAUGAACAGAUAUCACGUAGCGAGAGCCACGUGUGCGAGAGCGCGCGCAAGGAGCUAUCUCACGAGCAACGAACGGCGGGAGGAGGAGCAAAGGAAGGAAAAAGGUCUUGUUCUAUCUAAGAACUAGCUAAUGGAAUGGAAGCAACGGGAGCGUAUAUAUAGGAGCUCCU
Messenger RNA from Durotheca rogersii, 1272 nucleotides. RefSeq names its product armadillo-type protein. Gene Ontology annotation, molecular function: translation initiation factor activity; ribosome binding. The coding region runs from base 141 to 845 and encodes 234 amino acids. The transcript is spliced from 2 exons. Lineage: Eukaryota; Fungi; Ascomycota; Sordariomycetes; Xylariales; Xylariaceae. Gene Ontology annotation, biological process: regulation of translational initiation. Gene Ontology annotation, cellular component: cytoplasm; eukaryotic translation initiation factor 3 complex. The record is from RefSeq and is a predicted model, not a curated record.